GUAAAUGCAAACCACACAAAGGAAUCAGUGAAUCACCGUGGUCGACACUAGAGACGCCGAGACGUUUUCUCUAGAAGCUUCUGUGAUUUGAAUUCAGUGGAGACUGGAUACUGCAAAUUCUUCUUUUCUUCUUCCCGAUCGUGAUUUCUUGGCGUUUUUUCUGCAACCACUCUCCUUCGCAGAGUAAUCCGUUAUCGAUUCUUGGUUAAGCUCGACUACUUCUUCUGUUACCCGAGUGGUGUGUAUGGCAUAUGCUUGCACAAAUCAUAGGCGUGCUCUUGUACCAGGUCCUCAGUUCUUUGAUCUUCAAACAGCGAUUCCUGCUCCCCUCGGGUUUCCCCCUGGAUCUUUUGGUGUUGUGAACCCUAAUUUACGUCCGGUGGUGCCCCAGAUUGAGGUUUUGGUUCCAGUCACUCCUCCUGCUGUUGCUCCGUUUCGAUUUACAGUGAAUCCUGCUAUUUUGAUGCGUAUGGACGAGGAAAGGACACAGUCUCUGCUUCAGUUCAUGGCAAAUGACGGACUCGUUCCGUCUGCCGAAGAGGAAUCGAAGAGGACAGAAGUUAUUGCUAAUCUUAAGCAGAUACUGUUGGCGUGGAUAAAGAAGGUAGCAUGGCAGCGUCGAUUUCCUAGGCGUCUUAUCUCGAGCACUUCUGCAACAAUAUUAACCUAUGGAUCCUAUGGCCUGGGUGUUCAUGGGUCGGAGUCAGAUGUUGAUGCUUUAUGUGUUGGCCCUUCGUUUGCCACCAUGAAUGAAGAUUUUUUUAUUGUUUUGCGCAACAUGCUUCAAAACAGGCCUGAAGUCUCGGAGAUCCACUGUGUUAAGGAUGCUAAAGUUCCCUUAAUGCGAUUUAAAUUCAAUGGGAUCUCAGUUGAUCUCCCAUAUGCAAAGCUUAAAGUAAAUUCUGUUCCCGAAGAUCUGGACAUUCUGAACCCUUUCUUCUUAAUGAACAUUGACGACACCAGUUGGAGAAGCUUGUCUGGAGUCCGGGCUAAUAUACGUAUUCUUCAGCUUGUGCCAAACAUAGAGAACUUCCAAGCAAUGCUACGAUGUCUUAAGUUAUGGGCAAAGCGGCGAGGAGUGUAUGGUAAUUUACAUGGGUUUCUUGGAGGGAUCCACAUGGCAGUUCUUGCAGCUUAUGUUUGUCAGUUGCAUCCUAACGCAAGCAUAAAUAUUCUUAUUUCAAAGUUCUUUGAGACGUUUGCUCUUUGGCGCUGGCCCACACCAGUGAUGCUGCAAGAUGAGAUGGCACCAAUGGGUGUAGGUGUCAGUGAAGUGCAUUCCUUAAUGCCAAUUAUGUUACCCUGUAGCUCACGUGAAUACUGCCAUUCAAAUAUUACAAAAAGCACAUUCAACCGGAUCAGAUCAGAGCUUCUACGUGGACAUGCUAUGACCAGGGAUUUUCUAAGGCCAGAUUUUGCAUGGAGUACUCUUGUUGAGCAUUUUCAAUACACAAAGAAAUAUGUACGUUUUGUUCGGGUCUUCCUUUCUGCUUCAGAUCAAGAUGAGCUAGGAGAUUGGGUGGGUUGGGUGAAGUCACGCUUCCGUGUUCUUAUUCUAAAGGUGGAGGAGGCGCAGGGACUUUGUGAUCCCAAUCCUACAGAGUAUGUUGAUCCAGAUGUAGCAGAUCCAAAUGUUGUCUUCUACUGGGGAUUACAACCUGGACGGAGCAGAUUCACAGAUGUAGAUUAUGUUGAAGAAGAUUUUAUAAAAUCUAUCAAUCAUGGCUUUCAAGGUCCCCGUGGAAUUUUUGAACUGUCUAUUGUGGAAGCUUCUGCUCUAUCUAAGAAUGUCAAGAUCGAUUCUGGAACCGCCGAAGAACCUAAAGCAUGCUGGAGGAUGCCUGAAUACAACCGACAGAUGAAACCUAUAUAUUCACAGCAUAUGCCGCAUUACUUUGUUGGGUAUGUAGCCAAAACUGAAGAUAGGGGUUGAAUGGUUGGAUGUCUCAAGACCUUCCGGUUUGGGGUUUGAUUUGCUCGGGCUCCCUGCUAUUGGGGAUUCGUACUUUAUUGAUUGCAGUUUCAAAAUGGCAUUUUUUAGCUUCGUGAGGGAGAAACUAAAGACUAGGUUAACGCUUUAAGUCAAGAUGAGAGAGACCAUAGAAGGGGAGAGAGACCAGUUAACAAAAGGAUUAGGGCCCUUUUUUUGUGGGACCAAGUUAUAUCAAAUUGUAAAUGUUAUAUGUCUUUGAAAUUGUUUAUUUUUCCUCCCCUCAUCAAAGUUUUUUUUUUUUUUUUUGACUCGUCAAAGUUAAUGAACAUACAAAGAAGAAAUAUAUUGAUAUCAAAGAUUUUAGUAGA
This is a messenger RNA of Macadamia integrifolia, 2301 nucleotides long. RefSeq names its product nuclear poly(A) polymerase 3. The coding region runs from base 245 to 1933 and encodes 562 amino acids. The record is from RefSeq and is a predicted model, not a curated record. Gene Ontology annotation, molecular function: RNA binding; poly(A) RNA polymerase activity. Gene Ontology annotation, cellular component: nucleus. NCBI's taxonomy places the organism in Eukaryota, Viridiplantae, Streptophyta, Magnoliopsida, Proteales, Proteaceae. The transcript has 10 exons.